ACUGACGAAGUAGUUGCACUGCGCAAGUGUCCUAGAAAAGUGAGGUGUAAGAGCGAUUGAGCGAAUUUACAGGGCAGGAACUAUUGACAGCUAGUGAGCACCUUCCGUUUGCCAGCGAGAAUCCCAUGCUGUCAUAUUAUAUCCCAAGCGGCAUUCCGUACGAGACGAGCACGUCCAGCCGUUCGCAUGGGUGUGGCCCACAAUUCAAAGAUACAGUAUACCUCAGCCGUGCGAGAGAACUGUUGUCGGAAAUUUGGCUUGUUGGUUCGCGUACUUGUUCACACUAGUGGCAUCAUGCUAGAGUGGUCUUCUCCUAGUGCGCGCUACUUCUAUGGGACAUUAGCGUGGCAUAUACCUAAACCAGCCCGAAAAGUUGGCGACCGUCGGAGUGUCCGACAAGAAAUCCCAAUGCCGACGUACGAGCAUGAGUCAGGACGUCAAAUACUUUUGCGAGAUGACGUAGGGUACAUGUGCACGCAGGCUGAGUUGACAAGAGUUCGUGUACUAGUAUCAACUAUGUUACCCUACCCUGCACACAACCUCGACGCUUCUUUCCGACCCAAAUCUAGGAGACGCAUGACCACGGCCAUCUUGCAACAGCGUCCAGAUUCGCAAUGGGGUGAUUGCAGAGCUUGCUCUGACCGUCAUGGGCACUUGGUCUAACCGUAUGUAGGACGUGACCGUGCGAUCUUGUCCAAGGACUAGAGCCCGACGAGCUCGUCUUGUCGACAGGCGCCUUUGUGGAGAAUACUAUGCGCGGGUGGAAUGUUGUCCUUCAUCCUAAUUUGCAGUGCAGUAGUCGUGCUGCCGCUUGGGUAGCGCGUGAUAUGACCUUUCU
Messenger RNA from Paraphaeosphaeria sporulosa, 838 nucleotides. RefSeq lists its product as uncharacterized. The transcript has a single exon. Lineage: Eukaryota; Fungi; Ascomycota; Dothideomycetes; Pleosporales; Didymosphaeriaceae. The record is from RefSeq and is a predicted model, not a curated record. Bases 187 to 663 code for a protein of 158 amino acids.